Molecule: messenger RNA, 953 nt
Organism: Kickxella alabastrina
Lineage: Eukaryota; Fungi; Kickxellomycota; Kickxellomycetes; Kickxellales; Kickxellaceae
Exons: 1
Coding region: 80-880 (266 amino acids)
Biological process (GO): DNA replication; DNA strand elongation involved in mitotic DNA replication
Cellular component (GO): GINS complex
Source: RefSeq, a predicted model, not a curated record
UUUGCAUUUUUAAUUCACACAUUUUCUUCCAUUUAAACGAGCUCAUUGCAAUCACCAACAAAAUUAUAUUUCGCUUGAAAUGCUUGGCGACGAGGCAUUCAGGCUGGUCAAGGAGGCCAAGGACAUAACGGCCGAGCACAUUCCGACAUACAACGAGGAGCAAGUGCGACUGGUAACGCAAGAGACGCGCUACCUAUGGACACGCAUUGAAGAGAUGAUAGCCAGCCUAAACAACUCUAAUAAUAGCAGCCAACAAGGCACAUCCACAGCGUACAAUCAAACGUCAUCCGCAGCAGCAGCAUCAGGAGGGAGCAACCUGGCGACCUCACAAACAUACAUGCGAAGCAACCUACAAACACAGGACACGGAUGGCAACCUCAUCGAUGGCAGCAGCAUGGGUGGCCGGAUGACUGGUGGGAAUGAGUUUGUGGAGAACACGAAUGCACAGGCGGCGCUAUAUUUGCUGACGCUGAAUCGCAACAAGAGAUGCCUGUUGGCGUACCAUCGUCGGCGGGUAGAGUUUGUGAGGUCACUAUUGUGGGCGCUACACUUGGCUCCAUCCUUGGCACCUUCUGCGUUGUCGGUAAGGCUGGCGCCUGAGGAGCUGAAUUAUGCGCGGGAGUACGCCAGGCUGAAUUCGGCGUAUAGGGAUGCGGUUGAGGGGCAGCUUUGUCACAAUGAGUCCCUGGAUUGGACGGCUAAUGGUGAGCUGCCGCCCAGGGACUUGCUGAUUGAGGUGCGGGUGAUUAAGGACUGCGGAGAAAUUGUGACGGAGAAUGGUGUGGUCAACUUGCAGGCUGGGUCGCAGCAUUACCUGCACCGGUCGGAUAUUGAGCAUCUGAUAACCAUUGGGUACCUGGAGCACAUUAGCGCAGUUUGAAUUUUCAAUAAAUAUAUUUUUUAUAGUAAACAAAAAAGAAAAGAAAAAUUAAAAAGAAAAUCGAAGAUUUCAA